Molecule: messenger RNA, 3760 nt
Organism: Tetranychus urticae (two-spotted spider mite)
Lineage: Eukaryota; Metazoa; Arthropoda; Arachnida; Trombidiformes; Tetranychidae
Biological process (GO): cell fate commitment; regulation of transcription by RNA polymerase II
Cellular component (GO): nucleus
Molecular function (GO): RNA polymerase II cis-regulatory region sequence-specific DNA binding; DNA-binding transcription factor activity, RNA polymerase II-specific
Source: RefSeq, a predicted model, not a curated record
UUCUCAUGAUAACCAUCAUCAUCAUCAUCAUUAUCAUCAUGUUGAUCAAAGAUGGCGCUUCUCUUGAAACCAUUCUCAUGCUCCUCCUUCCAUCGCUUUGCUUCUCCUCUUUUGCCUCUUCUCAUCUUCAUUCACUAUUACACGCUCAACCAUCACUUGUUUAUUGUUUUUUGUUGUUGAUCGUUUCUUCUGCGUUCCCUUUGUGAUGUGAUAUUUGGCGACCCUUUGUUUCUUGUGUGUUAUUUUCCUGGGAUCCAAAAGUGAAAUAUUGUUUUCUGAUCCGUGAUUCAACGCCUGGACAUGUCAUCUAAACGUAAAAGUUUACCAACCAAAAUAUCUUACCGAAUUAGUUCAAAUCCGGAAGCUUGUGAUGAGGCUGAAAGUAAAUUCAUGGAAAUAUUCAAAUGUUACCUAGAAAUGAAGGAACUAAAUUAUCAAAGGACCUUAAUGACCACCAGAUCGGAUCCCGAUGAUAAGGAGAUUAGGAAACAAGAUCAACUUUUAUUAGAGAAACGGCAACAACUUCAAGAGCUCGAGCCCUUUAUGUGUCUUCCAUUUUUCGAUGGAAGAGGAUUUCCAUUUGCAAAUAGUUCACCUUCAGGCCCGGCGCAUACAAUGUUACAAUCAUCAUCAUCGUCAUCAACUUCACCUUCAUCCUUGUCAACAACCGCUACACCAAGCACACUUGCCGGUUCAUCUUCAUCUCCAUUACAUCACAACCAUUCUCACCAUCACCACCAACACCAACCACAGCAGCAGCAGCAACAACAGCAAAACCAACAGCAACACCAAUCACAAAAUGAAACAAAUUCAACUCUAAUCACACCAACAACAACAACAACAACCACAACAGGCUCAUGUUCAUCACCAAGCAUCCACGGAAUAUCAUUAAACUCUCGCUCCUCCCCCUGUUCACCCUCACCAGUCACAUCAAUCCUAUCCUCUUUAUCCUCAUCAAAUUGCAACAAUAGCAUCUCAUCUCACCCAACCCACCAUCAUCAACCCACUCACCUCACUGAUUCACCAAGUCCAACAAACUUUCCCAGAGGACCUUUACCCUUAACAGGUAAUGGUUUAAAAAUAAUGAAUCCCAAUAGUCCAACGUCUAAUGCCAACCACACCAACAACAACACCAACAACAGUUCACGAUCAAGUCCAAUGAACAUAAAAACUGAAACCUCUAACGGUGCCAAUGGAAGUAUCAAUAACAGUGUAAUUAACAGUUCAACCAGUGGAGUUGGUAGCAUCUCGGGUAUCAAUAUAACUUCACACAACAACAGCCUUGGUGCAUCAUCUUCCUUUUCAUCUUCAUCCUCAUCUUCUUCCUCUUCAUCCUCCUCAUCAUCAUCCUCAUCCACCGGAAGUAUACUCCCAAUCAAUGGUGAUCAACCUUUGAACAUGAAGCGAAACUCUUAUUCAGAAAAUAAUCGACCAAAUAGUUUAACCAUUAAUUGUGAUCAACGUUUCUCAUCACCAAAGUUGGACGAAGUAAGCAAUAAUUUUAUCCUGAAAAGUGAUGAUGAUGAUGAGGAUGAUGGACCCUUGAAUCUGAGUAAACCCAGAUCGGAUGAGAAACCCAGUUUCAGGAAAUCUUAUCUUGGUUCAACUUCACGUUCACCUCCAGUCAAUUUAGUAUCGAAUGCUUCACAUUCACUGUUGAACUCAGCAUCAAGUCCACCUUAUGGAUCAUCACCAAUGUCAGUACAAGCAGCAGCAGCCGCAGCAGUGGCCAUGAACAACUCUUUAUCUGUACAUAAUUUUAAUCACACCCUUCAAGAGGAUGCUUCCGUGCCAAAAUCAUUACCGGUACCAAGUUCAUUGUUGUCAGGUAAAUCACCGUUGGCUGGUUUACCCAAUGGCUUGAAUCCUUGGUCAGUUGGACCUUUAAUGCCAAAUUUUGGUCUUUAUGGGUCACUUCCAUUUCCUCCAUAUCGAAGUCAUGGUUCAUCUUCAGGAACUGCAUCUGGAGGUAAUGGUUCAUCUGGGACAGGAAAUGGUUCCAAUUCAACCGAUAACAAUAGAUCUGAAUCAAAUUCAGGUUCCAACAUUGGAGGAAUGAAUUCUCAAGAUCAUUCUCCCAUGUCUACCUGUGACAAACCAUUCCCAUUUGGAAUGUUUCCAGGAGCACUUGAUCAUGCAACUGCAGCAGCAGCAGCCGCAGCAGCGGCAGCGGCGGCAGCUGCAGCUUCAGGAUCCACUGGAAGUAACAAUUGCAAUGCCAAUAGCGGUGCCAAUAACAAUGCAGGCAAUGGAUCUUCAAAUGGACCUGCAAGUGGCGGAGGAUCAACCGGGAAUCAGGAUAAACUUUUAGGUGCCAAGAUAAUACGACAAACCAAAAAAGAAUCCGAAGGAAGGCCGCACAUUAAAAGGCCGAUGAAUGCCUUCAUGGUUUGGGCGAAAGACGAGAGGCGAAAAAUUUUGAAAGCUUGUCCGGAUAUGCACAAUUCCAAUAUUUCAAAAAUUCUUGGUGCUCGAUGGAAAGCAAUGCCAAAUGCUGAGAAGCAACGUUAUUACGAGGAACAAUCGCGCUUAAGUAAACAGCACAUGGAAAAGUAUCCAGACUACAGAUAUAGACCUCGUCCUAAACGAACCUGUAUAGUUGAUGGUAAAAAACUAAAGAUAAGUGAAUAUAAGCAAUUAAUGAGGCAAAAACGGGAGGAAAUGCGCAAUUUAUGCGGAGGCAAUAGCGUAUCAACAUCAUUUCCAUCUGGUUCAUCUCGAUCUCCAUCAGGCUUUAUUCAACCUGGUUUCUCUCAUACCGACAUUAGCUCAGGUGAUGAUGAUGAUGACGACGACAUUACUGGCGAUGAUUAUUCCCAUGCCAUGGAAACGUCGCCAAAAGCAAGUUCAGGAGAGGAAAUGUCACCCUGUCGAGACGGUUGAACCUUCGACUGCAAAAAAUUUGGGGAAAACAAAAGUUCGAUAAAAAAACUCUGUUGUUCUUGCGAUUGUUGUUUCAUGUUUCAAUCUAAUCAAGACAAUCUCACACUUUACAGUUGAAUAAACAUUAUUAUUAAAAAAUAGAUAAUUAUUAUUAAGAAAAAAUUGUAAUUAUAAAUUUAUUAUAAAAAAAUCGUCUCUUUUGCCGUGCGUUUGUCUUUGUGUUACAAUACUAAAAGCGCAAAAUUGAAACAACAAUCCAAACAACUUGAAAAGCCAAAACUAAACGUUUCCAAUCAUUUUUCAUUGAAAGAUUCCUCAACUUCAUAUUCAUCUUCACCUUUACCCAAUGAGCAACUAAAUCAAUUGGCAUAUUAACCUCGCAACUCUGCACACACUUUUGUAACAUUGCUUUAGAUUUUAAAAUUGACUUCAAUUGUCACCAAAAGUAUCUGAGUGAAUAUUUGUUGGCGAAAAAAAAAGUUCGUCUUUUAAUGUUCGUCUUUUCUCAAACCUUUUUUUCGUCUCCUUUGCGCUCUUAUGUUGACGAGACGCUUUUUGACUCAAACUCAAGUCCUUAAAUGUUUUAUUGCCGUUAUGUGGUUCAUCAUCCCUGGAACCAUCUUUUAAUCAUCAUCUUCCUUCUCAAGUCACUCAAGUUUUUUUUGAACAACAAGAACAAGAAAAUAAGCUGAAAACCUCAUUAUGUUCUCAUCAUCACCAUUAACCAUAGAGAAUCACCAUGAAAGAAUAAUGAACACAAAGGCACAUUAAAACACACAACACACACAGACAACCUCAACUUUCAUCUUAUGUAAAUAUUUUUCAUCAUCUUUCAUAAACAAAAAGCAUGACACAUUAAAUAAUGUUUCUUUCAACA